This is a messenger RNA of Asparagus officinalis (garden asparagus), 957 nucleotides long. RefSeq names its product DNA repair RAD52-like protein 1, mitochondrial. Bases 116 to 694 code for a protein of 192 amino acids. Gene Ontology annotation, biological process: double-strand break repair via homologous recombination. Gene Ontology annotation, molecular function: DNA binding. The transcript has 4 exons. The record is from RefSeq and is a predicted model, not a curated record. NCBI's taxonomy places the organism in Eukaryota, Viridiplantae, Streptophyta, Magnoliopsida, Asparagales, Asparagaceae.
GAAAACGGACCCGAGUCCACCUCCUCCCCCUCCGAUAGGAUUCGACCCACUCCAAAAACCCCAAAUUAAAAUCUUUCUCCCUCUUCGGAGAUCCGACCAAAACCCUCGAAAAAAAAUGGCCGCCACUGCGCGAAAGCUACUGCUCUCAAGAAUAUCCCUCCUCUCUCGGUCACAAAUUACGCGUAGGUCGCCGUUCUGUCGUUCGUUUGCAGCGAAGCCCUUCCCGUCUUCCAAGUCACGUGACAUCCCUCCUCAUCCUCCAUCAGAGAGCUCAGGUGCUGAGGAAGAAGAGGAGAUCCCAACAUCGGGAAUAUGCAAGCCUUUGUCUGAGAUCUUGAAGGAACUCAGCAAGAAAGUCCCUGAUUCUUUCAUCAAAGUCCGAAACGAGGACGGCUUUACUAGCAAAUAUGUCCCUUGGCACAUCGUCAACCGAAUCUUGAACUUGCAUGCUCCAGAAUGGUCUGGUGAGAUCCGAAGCAUAGUUUAUUCAGCUGACGGAAAGUCUGUGACAGUAGUUUAUCGUGUUACACUUUUUGGGACAGAUGCAGAGAUUUACAGGGAAUCAAGUGGAACUGCUUCUGUUGAAGACACAAGGUUUGGUGAUCCAGUACAAAAGGCAGAAGCAAUGGCUUUUCGUCGAGCUUGUGCACGACUUGGCUUGGGGCUUCAUCUUUAUCAUGAAGAUGCUUUAUAGCAAAUGAUUCCCAUGUGUCAUGGUAUGCAUUUUGCUCUCAGCUUUUGUUAAAAGUUCAAGCAUUCAAUGUAUCUGAAAUCGAAUUUAUAAAUUGGCCUUGUAAGUUGGUGAUAGCAGCUAUGCUUCUAUACAGUAUCAGGUAUGUUAAUUAUAGCUAGAUAUUGUAUCUUAUAUUUUGAACGAUGUACAAAAACUGUUGGCUGUUAUUGUCAAGUCGAAUAAUAUCCAAAAUUCCUGCAGCUUGUUGGUUGCUCUUGAGCGUA